Messenger RNA from Canariomyces notabilis, 910 nucleotides. RefSeq lists its product as uncharacterized. The record is from RefSeq and is a predicted model, not a curated record. The transcript is spliced from 3 exons. The coding region runs from base 307 to 765 and encodes 152 amino acids. Lineage: Eukaryota; Fungi; Ascomycota; Sordariomycetes; Sordariales; Chaetomiaceae.
UUGUCUUUGCGCCGCAAGGACAUGCUGCAGGUGUCGACACUUGCACUAACGCUACUGUAUGGGUACUGGAUAAGGUGUGGUUGUAUGUAAACGCUGUGCCUCAGAGCGCUUGACAAGUGGUUGCCACUUUCGGGCAUCCCAGUUCGCCCAGGACCCAAACACCAAACCGGUGGGAUCGCGGCCCAUGCUCUUAGCGAUCCCGUUUUAAUUGAUCAGAAUGGUGGAAUCUGGUGCUCGGUCCUUCCGCUAGUGUGAGUGAGCGGCGUCUGCCCUUGUUCAACGUCCAUUGAAGGUGCCGACAGGCUCAUGCUGACAGUUCUUGGCCGCCGGGCUGCACCUUGCACAAAAGGGCCACAUGUUCCUUGGCUGGCCUUCACACAUGUGAAGACUCGAAACACUACGGUAUCUCUGUCGACUCGAGGAGGUGGGGUAAUUACCCGAAGGUGGAAGGAAAUGGAAGGGGAUGCUUGCAAACGCAGAGAAACAUCGUGGAAAAACACAACCCUCCCAGACGCAUGGAAGGUGCCAUGCAGUACUCCGUAUUACUGUGUAUACUGCUGGUGUAACGUUAAUAACUGUCAGCAAAUAAGAGCGAUGAAACCGUCUGCUCCAUGCUCAAGACUCAAGAGUGAUGCACGCAGGAACCAAACUUUCUGCGUGCCUGACACUUGGAUGCAGAGUUGCAGACCUUACUCAGACACCAAGCACCUGCCUAACGUAGCUAGAAUUCAAGCGUUAGCUUGCCGGUGGGCCUGGCGCUUUUGAAAAGCUCCGCAUUGCGGCCGAAUUGGCCCGAUGUCUUCGGUUAAAAGGAGCCUAAUCAAUCACGUGACUUGUCAGGUGGUAUCAGCAGGACCCAAGCAGGCACCUCAAGAACACUGACGACGUCCAUCUGCUUUCUUUCCUCCUA